AUGUCAGCCUUGAAGGAAAACUCCGAUUCUGAACAACUUUUGAAGUUACAAGUUGAUAAAACCGACAUCAAAUAUAUAUUCUAUUGCUAUUUUGUAUACAUGUUUGAAUUGAUAACACCGUCUCAAAACAAUCCAUCCACUGUAGCAUAUCAGCAGCCGCUAGAGUUAUCCAGCGUUGAAUUAAGAGCUAGAUUGGUUCACAGUUUGCAUUGUUCUGGAGUGGCAGAUAAACUCAAGUCACAGCUGCGAGCAAAACUCUAUGCAGAACUACAUCUUCGAUCUGGAAUUCCUCGACAUAAAGCACUUGAUGACGGAUCCAAUGUGCUUUUGUUCAAAGUGAUUGACAGUCUUUUGGUUGGAUACUUUCAAGAGCGAAAACUGGAUUUUACUUUAUCUGUAUUUGUUCCUGAAACUGGAUUGGGGCAUUCUCAAAAGGCUUUGGGAGAUAAGGAUGUUCUUCACGCACUGCAUAUAGAUAAGCCAUGCGAUGCAUUGAGAAAAAUGGAAAAGGCAAUGGAGUCUCGUAACCCAGAAGAAUCAUUGCUUGUGCGACUAUUUUCUAGCAUUGCAUACAUUAAUGAUGUUCAGAAAACCGACAAGGAAAUGCAAACCAACACAGAUUUAGAAGAUAUUUUGUCGAUCAAGAUAAAUCAGGUGGAGCAAAGUUUGCUUCAAGAACGCAAGAAUAAUGGUCAAAUUCAUUCACAUUUAAUUGAAGAUCGCUUGUCUCAAUAUCAGAAUCAACUUGAACUACAGAUGAAACAGGAUCUUAAAGAUCAGCUUCAAAAGUUUCAAGAGCUUGAGCUGGCACAAAUGCGCAUUGAUGAAAAGUCGCAUUACAAAAUGGAAAUAGCAAAGCAAAAAAUGGAAUACGAUAAUAAAAUACUAGAGUUUCAAGAAAGACAGAUAUCUAUUCAUGAAGCAGAGCAGUUGAGACUUACUGAAAAGGAAAAGGCUCUUGAACAUCAAAACAUCCAGCUACGCCAAAAACUGCUUGAUGAAAGCAAUAGUACUAUGCUUAAAGAGGUGCAGCUUAGACAUGAAGCAGAGCUACAUACUAGGCAGAUUCGACUAGAGCGUGAUCUUUUACAACGCAGAGUCGAGGAAGUCCAAUCUCAGGUUUUAGAGUUACAAUCAUUCAAGGAGCGAUAUACUCAACAGAUGGAAAGUCAGCUUGCACAAUACAAGAUUGAUUUGAAUAAUAAACAUGCAACACAGGUCUCGGAAAUCAAAAUUGAUCGCGUUCAUCUUGAAGCUGAGCGCGCUCAACUCAAGGAAAAAACACUUGCAGUAGAAAAAAUGCAUGCAAAUAUUCAAUACACCGAAGAUGAACGAGACGCCUUGAGAGAAAGUGUAAAGAAUGCUCAUCAACGAAUUGAGGCUUUGAUUAAAGAAAAAGACGAUGCUGUUUUGCAUUCCAAAGAAAUCCAGCUCGAGCUUCUUACAAAUCGAGGUAGCACUGCGUUGGAAUUUGAAAUCACAAGUCUUAAAAAGCAGCUUAUUGAGACUGAAAAAACAGCAAACAAGCGACAAGAAGAAUAUCAAGAGCUAUUAAAAAAUUUCAUGCUACCAAAAGACGAUUUUCGUGAAGAGCUUGGAAAGUCGCGCAUGGCAGAGGCAAGAUGGCAGCGCGAAUGUCAGCAGCUUGUUCAAAAAUUAGAAUACGAGUUGAACAGGUCAGAUGAGUUGCAGCGUCUUUUCGAUCAGCAAGUGCUCAAGACACGGGAAUUAGAGAGAGAGCUGGCUGACACCCGACUGCUUUUGCACCAGACUCAAUCUGCAUUGACGACAGAACUUGCACACCAUUCGAUUGCUCCUGCUUCGCGACAAUUCCAUAUAACCACUCAACAGCAUAGAGAACUACUUCCUGAUCCCCUUGAUCCACAAUUGGACCACAUGUAUUCAAAGAUUGUGAAGCGUACUCCAUUACAUACGGAAUUUAAUGACAAUAUGGAUAAAUUCAAUGCUCAUAAUUCAAGCUCAUUUAAUCAGCAAAUUGGUUCACCCAGCAUAAAUAUGGCGCAGCAUAUCAUGAAAGAACUUGAGCUUAAUGAUGUUCGAUCCCAGUCUGAAAACUAUUUGCACUCGUGUUACCCAUCAGCAACCUUUGCCAACUUGGCGACUCAAUCCUCAAUAGUAAAUCCUCCUGUCACUUUACCAUCCUUUCCCGUAGAUGCCAAACAGCCCAAGUCUACAGCUAUACUACAGACUAUGCCGCCAGUUACAUCUGAUUUGAAGCCGAGUUCAAACCACGCUGCAAGCUCUUCACAGCAGUGUUUUGAAAUAUUGCCAGUUGAUGCUGAGGAUAAUUCGAGCAAAAUCCCAUCAUCACAGACCUUUUUAGAGUUGCAAAAAACCCAAUCCAAACCUGAAACUAAUCAGAACGCGGCACCAACUCUUAUUUCUAAUCAUUCUAUUCAAGAUGUAGAAAAGGAAAAACAAGAGCUUGAUCGUGUUUUACAAGAGCGACAGCAGCGUGAGGAGCAGCGACAGUUGGAGGAUCGAAAGAAACAAGAAGCCAUUUUUCAAGAAAAGCAGCGUUUGAUUCAUCAGGAGAAACAAACCCAGGAGAGGCUUGAGCAGCAGCGUAUUAAAGAAGAAAAGGAUAUACUACAAAAGGAGCUGGAGCAGAAGGAAAAAAACCUUCGUGAAGCUAAUCAAGCAGCAGAAAUUUCCAAGAAAAAAGAAGAUCCCAUAACUAGCCUUGAGAAUGAUCCCAUACUACAACGAUACAUGUCUUUGGUACAAGAACGGCGCGAUCGGCAGAAAAUGGAUCAAGUAGCAUCACUCACACCCCAAGUUCAACAACAACCCACACUACAGAAAAAGAUGGCACUGCACUCUGAAAAAUCUUUAUCAUCUGAUAAUCUAUUUGGUGACGGGAAUACAGCAGAUGACGUCAGUGGUUGGAACCCAUUUGGAAUCUCAGUUUUUAGUUUUAUGACCGGUGAUAAAGGACAUGAAAAUGGAGAGAUAAAAUAA
This is a messenger RNA of Batrachochytrium dendrobatidis JAM81, 2982 nucleotides long. RefSeq lists its product as uncharacterized. Gene Ontology annotation, cellular component: centrosome; ciliary basal body. The transcript has 21 exons. The record is from RefSeq and is a predicted model, not a curated record. Gene Ontology annotation, biological process: epithelial cilium movement involved in determination of left/right asymmetry. The coding region runs from base 1 to 2982 and encodes 993 amino acids. Gene Ontology annotation, molecular function: protein binding. NCBI's taxonomy places the organism in Eukaryota, Fungi, Chytridiomycota, Chytridiomycetes, Rhizophydiales.